Molecule: messenger RNA, 1548 nt
Organism: Parascedosporium putredinis
Lineage: Eukaryota; Fungi; Ascomycota; Sordariomycetes; Microascales; Microascaceae
Source: the annotation of a GenBank genome assembly
AUGUGGAACGACGAGGACAACAAUCCCUACGGCACCAGCUUUGCCCGGGCCGACCUGUCGCCUACGGGCCAUCCAUCAUCUCCCGAGUCCCAAGGAUAUCCCCGCUACGAUACCCCUGCGACACCCACAUCGACGACCGACAGCGAACCCAUCCAAGACACCCUCGGGAGAAAUGCGGAGAGCGAUGAAGAGGACGCGGCGCGGGAUCUCGGGGAGAUGGCUCCGAGGAGAAAGCCGGGAGGCUACGACAGCCGCAUCGAGCAGAUCCUCUACGAGAAUCCCGAGCUGCCCAUACUCAUCACGGACGCAGGAAAAAGUCCCGAUAGCGGUGGCCGGUAUAUUGUUUACACUAUCCGAACCGAUGACCUCGAGGCUGCACCCGACGCUCGUCAUCCCCCGAUCCCCGAGAAGCAUACGAUGGCGGACUAUGCGGCGAACCCCACCAACGCUAAGCAAGACCAAGCAAUCAUCGAUUUGCGCAAGAGGAUGUUGGCCGUGUUUCUGAACCGCUGCCGUAGGAUGGAACAAGUGAGGACUGACGGCGUCUGGUGGCGCUUCCUGGACCCUAAUGCUAGUUGGAGUGAGGUCCUAAACUCCCAUCCUAUUGCCCCAUUCCUACCUUCCCAUUCCCGCGAGCUCGUCAAGGUUGAAGUCCGGCACAGCAAACGCCAGCCCGACCCAGGAGUUCGAUCCGUACUCCGGAGAGAAUUGGAGCAGCUCCUCACGGGCCCUAUCGAAAAGGUUAACCGGAGAACUCUUAGCCACCUUUCAUCACUAGCCGCCGAUCUUUGCGAACUCGGGUCUCGUUUUAACGCCUUUGCGCUUUCAGAGCAGUCCCAAACUCUUGGCGCCGCGAUCGAACGCAUCGGCCAGGCCGCAGAUUCCUCGUAUAUUGCGACCGAGGAGCUCUCAAGCACUUUGGGAGCCAACUUUGCAGAGCCCAUGCGUGAGAAUGCGCAGUUUGCGGGUGUCGUCAAGAACGUGCUCCGGUACCGGGUUCUCAAGCGAGUCCAACAAGACAUGACUACUGACGAGUUGAACAAGAAGAGGGCCCUUCUUGACCAGCUCGAGCACAGCGAGGCCGAGGCUAGGAGGAUCGAGCAAUACCUAAGCGGCAGCCAAACCAUCACCUCUCCCCCGGCGACAAUCCGCGACCCAGGACCACGCGGCGCGACACUCGCGGGAAGUGCCCCAGUGCACAAGAAGAUGCCCAGCGGCAACUCCAUCACGAACAAAAUCUUUGGGCCCAUCCGGCACGCGAUCCAGGGCGUAGCCGAUGUGGAUCCAGAGAGGACGCGACGUGACCUGAUUGGAAAGACGAGGGAGAGUAUUGGGCAUCUCGAGCAGGCGCAGGUCGCGUCAGCACAGGAUGUCAAGGAUGCUAGUGCAAGCACGUUGCAGGAUCUCAAAAGGUUCCAGCGCGAAAAGGAGGACGACCUCCGGCGGUACAUGCUGGCGUAUGCGAGGAGCCAGGUAGAAUGGGCAAAGAAGAACAAGGAGACGUGGGAAGAGGCACGGGAUGAGGUGGAUAAGAUUGAGAUGGACUAA